This is a messenger RNA of Yarrowia lipolytica CLIB122, 444 nucleotides long. RefSeq lists its product as uncharacterized. Gene Ontology annotation, cellular component: endoplasmic reticulum membrane. Gene Ontology annotation, biological process: protein insertion into ER membrane. Lineage: Eukaryota; Fungi; Ascomycota; Dipodascomycetes; Dipodascales. Gene Ontology annotation, molecular function: protein folding chaperone. The record is from RefSeq and is a predicted model, not a curated record.
AUGUCUGACAAACGACGAGCCGAUCUUUGUGUGCCCUACGUGCAUGUUGUCGACAAGCAGAACGACGCUCAGUCCUUCAUCACCACCUCGCUGCCCAUGGCUGCUAUGUUCCUUCGAAACAAGCUCAUGUCGUGGACCGCUCUCUUCACCGCCAUCACCGCCUUCAUGAACGAGCCUCUGAUCAAGCCUACUCAGAGCGACGGUGCUUCUCAGCCCGCCUGGCUGUCUGUGCUCGUCUCUCUCGUUGGUCUGUUCACGUGCUACAUGGAUCUGGCUUUCCCCAGCCAGGGCCGAAAGCUGGCUGCACAGCACGCUGCUUCCUCCACCGCCUCCGCUGCAUCUUCUACCGCUUCUGCUGCCUCCGCCACUGUUGCAUCCGUCGCCUCCAAGGCAACCGGUGUCGCUGCUGACGCCCUGGAUAAGCUGUUCAAGAAGGCAGCUUAA